Strongylus vulgaris is the source of this 909-nucleotide messenger RNA. The record is from the annotation of a GenBank genome assembly. NCBI's taxonomy places the organism in Eukaryota, Metazoa, Nematoda, Chromadorea, Rhabditida, Strongylidae.
AUGUUGUUCUCUGAAUCUCAGCCUGAUGCUGAUCAUAAAGCUGCGAUUACGCCAUGUGAAUGUAGAAGCACGUCUCAGCAUUCCAUUAUCGCUGCUUUUAUGCAUGAAAUUGUGACGGGUGGGAAGGAUAUUGCAAGUUUUCUGGCGCGCCCAUUGAAGCUCAUCUCCGAGACUUUCAUUGAGGUGCAAUUUUACAAUGAAAUUCCUGAUAGAAGAGAGCGACUGGUGGCGACACCCACUCGACGUCCGCCUACGUCGGCCCGUUCUGCGAAAUCCUCACCAAUUCCACCAGUACUGCCUGAAAUACCACCACCACCGUCAAGACAUCGUAAUAAGGGCUUGGAAACUUCAUCUGCAAUGAUGGAAUUAUUUGGCGGAGGAGGUUCAGCAUUUGGAACUUCAUCAGUAUUCGAUAGUAUACCAAAAGCAAGAGAGGCUGGAAAUUUCCAUAGAAAGAAUGUUUUGGAGAAGGAAUCUCAGCAAAUUUCCGAUUGGGAAGCUGUCAAAUAUCCACCCGUGAAGGCUCCCUUCUUCACCGAAAUUGAGGAUUAUGGCACGGCGUACGAACGCCCGAGGAAACGUGGAAAUUGGCGUGCGGCGAACAGCCAAUUUGACCAAGUUGCCCAACCGGGCCCUGAGUUGUUUGAAGACUCUAGCAGUCCUAAUGCAGAGCAACAAAUGGAGCCUGCAUCUUCCGCAGAGACUGGUCUAAUUCAAACAGAAACACCCAAUUUGGGCGAUGAUUGGAAAGAGGCCAAGGACGAAGAGUUAGGAACACCAACGCUUUCGGAGGAGGAAAAAAGGAAGAUGAUGACGAGUGAGCCUGGGCCUGAUUUGGGAGAUGAUGAGGUAGCUUGCUCACGAUUUGCGAAUUUAUAUUAUGACACUGAUUUUUUGGCGGGAACAUAG